This is a messenger RNA of Metschnikowia bicuspidata var. bicuspidata NRRL YB-4993, 3096 nucleotides long. RefSeq names its product chromatin-remodeling protein (gene CDC68). Bases 1 to 3096 code for a protein of 1031 amino acids. The transcript has a single exon. The record is from RefSeq and is a predicted model, not a curated record. Gene Ontology annotation, cellular component: FACT complex. NCBI's taxonomy places the organism in Eukaryota, Fungi, Ascomycota, Pichiomycetes, Serinales, Metschnikowiaceae. Gene Ontology annotation, molecular function: nucleosome binding. Gene Ontology annotation, biological process: positive regulation of transcription elongation by RNA polymerase II; transcription elongation by RNA polymerase II.
AUGUCUGACGUCGUCAUCGAUGCUGCUGCGUUUUUCAAGCGCGUCUCCAUUAUCCAGAAGCGCCUCGCCGAUCCCGGCCAGAGGCUCGCCAGUCUCUUGUUCUUGCUGGGCACCCGCGACGACGAGUCCACGUACAAGAAGUCCAUAGUCUUCCAGCUCUGGCUCCUCGGCUACGAGUUUGCACACACCGCCAUCUACAUCGACCAGCACAAAUGCAUUGUGGUCACCAGCGAGGGCAAGGCCAAGCAUUUGCAGCCGUUGGCGGCGGCGCUGGCGGCGGCGGCGCUGGGCCUCGAGGUGUGGGCCCGGACCAAGGACGCAGACCACAACAAGGGGCUUUUCACCCGGUUGGCGCGCGUGUUGCAGGCGCAGGGCUCGGCCGAGCGGCCCGUGGGCGUGAUUGCCAAGGACCUGUUCAAGGGCAAGUUCAUCGACGAGUGGACGCAAGCGGCGCUGGCCUUGGACUUGCCGACGGCGGACGCGGCGCUUUUCGUGUCCGAGAGCAUGGCGUUGAAGGACGCGGACGAGUUCCGCGCCACGCUGAUGGCGGCGCGGGCCUCGGCGGUCAUGAUGGACUCGUUUGCCAACGACAUGAUGGAGUUGGUGGACAACGAGACCAAGACCUCCAACGUGGACAUCUCCGACCGGCUCGACAAGAAAAUCGACCUGAACCGCUGGUACACCAAGUCGGCGUUGGGCAAGAAAACCUUGCAGGCCAGCAAGGACUUCGACCCCGAGCUCGUGGACUGGUGCUACUCGCCCAUCGUGCAGAGCGGCGGCGACUACGACUUGCGGCCCAGCGCCGUGUCGCUGGACAAGCGCUUCGUGGGCGACGGCGCCAUUCUCUCCUCCUUGGGCUUGCGCUACCGGAACUACUGCUCCAACAUCGCGCGCACGUUCAUGAUCGACCCGCCGCCCGCCAUGGAGGCCAACUACGACGUUCUCUUGGGCUUGCAGCUGCACCUUGCCACCUCCUUGUUGCGCGACGGCAAGUCCGCGCGCGAGGUGUACGACGGCGCGGCCGACUUCGUCAGGUCCCGGAACCCAGACUUGGUGGACAAGCUCACCAAGAACGUGGGCUGGUUGACCGGCAUUGAGUUCCGCGACUCCACGCUCAUCUUGAACCUGAAGACCGAGCGCACGUUGGUCAACGGCCAGAUCAUCUCCUUGACCAUCGGCUUCCACAGCUUGUCCAACGAGUCUGCGCCGGGCCCCCAGCUGAAGACCUAUGCCUUGCUUCUCACCGACACGUACAAGGUGGGCGAGAACGAGGCCAUUGCCUUGACCAACUACCAGAAGGCCCGCAAGGAAGUCACGUUCUACUUCAAGGAGGACGGCAAGCCGGGCGCGUCCAGGCCGGAGCCGAGCGACCGCAAGGUGAAGCCGGAGAAGGACGCCGCGGUCGAGAAGAAGUUGGCCCUCAACGACGCCAACUCCAAGAUCUUGAAGUCCAAGUUGCGCAACGAGAGCGCCGCCGCCGACGACGUCAACGCGGAAAAGCUCCGUCAAGACACGCAGCGCCUCUUGCACGAGAGGCGUGAGCAGGAAGGCUUGGCCCGCUUCUCCAAGGCCGACGCCACCGACGACUCGGACUUGAGGCCCAUCUUCAAGCGAUACGAGUCCUACGUCAGAGAGUCCCAGAUCCCCAGUAACGUCAAGGACCUCAAGAUCCACAUCGACUACAAGAGCCACACCAUCAUCUUGCCCAUUUGCGGGAGACCCGUGCCGUUCCACAUCAACUCGUUCAAAAACGGCUCCCAGAACGAAGAGGGCGACUACACGUACUUGAGGUUGAACUUCAACUCCCCGGGAGCAGGCGGCGCCAACUCCAGAAGAACCGAGUUGCCCUACGAAGACUCGCCCGACAAUCUGUUUGUGAGGUCGCUCACAUUCCGCUCCCGCGAUCGUCAAAGAAUGAUCGAUGUCUACAAGGCCAUCCAGGACUUGAAGAAAGACAGCGUCAAGCGUGAGGCCGAAAAGAAGCAGUUGGCCGAUGUGGUCACCCAGGGGAACUUGGUGGAGUUGAAGGGCUCGAGAAUGAAGAAGUUGGAGCAGGUCUUCGUCAGACCGACCGCAGACACAAAGAAGAUUGGCGGUGUGUUGCAGAUUCACGAGAACGGCUUGCGUUACCAGUCGUCGUUCAGGGCUGACCAGAAAAUCGACAUUUUGUUCAGUAACAUCAAACAUUUGUUCUUCCAACCUUGCAAGGAGGAGCUCAUUGUCAUCAUCCACUGCCACUUGAAGAGCCCCAUCAUGAUCGGCAAGAGAAAGACGCACGACGUGCAGUUCUACCGAGAGGCAAGCGACAUGGCUUUUGACGAGACUGGAGGACGCAAGAGGAAGUACAGGUACGGAGACGAGGACGAGUUGCAGCAGGAGCAAGAGGAGAGAAAGAGAAAGGCCAUGUUGGACAAAGAGUUCAAGAGCUUUGCAGAGUUGAUUAGUGAUGCCUCGAGAGGCGCCAUUGAUUUGGACAUUCCGUUCAGGGAAUUGGGGUUCCAGGGUGUGCCUUUCAGGUCUGCCGUGUUCUGUAUGCCCACAAGAGACUGUUUGAUCUCCUUGAUCGACCCUCCAUACUUGGUUGUCACAUUGGAGGAGAUCGAAAUCGCGCACUUGGAGCGUGUCCAGUUUGGAUUGAAGAACUUCGACUUGGUUUUUGUCUUCAAGGACUUCCUGAAGCCUGUCGUCCACAUCAACACAAUCCCAAUGGAGUUGCUAGAGGACAUCAAGAACUGGUUGACUAAUGUUGACAUUCCUUUCAGCGAAGGACAAAUGAACUUGAACUGGGGUGCGCUUAUGAAGACCAUCACGGCCGACCCUUACGCCUUUUUCUCUGAUGGCGGAUGGCGUUGUUUGACCGGUGACGGUGAGAGCGACGAAGAGAACUCUGAGGACGAAGAGUCUGAGUUCGAGGCCUCGGACGAAGACCCUUCGGACGAAGACGUGGCCAGUGAAGAAGACAGCGAGGACGCGUAUUCUUCAGACGGGUCUGAAGGAAGCGGAAGUGGAGAAGAAGAUGAGAGCGAUGACGGCGAUGACUGGGACGAGUUGGAGAGAAAAGCCGCCAGAGACGAUAGCAGGCGCGGCCGCGAAUAG